AUGAACGGCAACACCGCCUCUCCCGAAGGCCUAUUCCGGGAUGACGACCCCGAGGCGCCGAGGCACGACCCCACUGAGGAAAUGAACCACAACAUCGUCAAACCAGACUUCUCCGACGGCUUGCUUCAGAUGGACCAGGAGCUUCUUAAUUGGAACAUGCCGGGCGCUUUCAAGGCCGACAUGGAUAUUGACAACAGCCCCGGCAUGGAGAACGGCAUGUACGUUGAUUCCAGCACGGGUCUUGGUGAUCCGAUGAAGGAGGACGACUUCAUGCAAUUUGUCCGAAACGAUCCUCCCCAGCAGUUCCAGCAGUACCAGGAGAACAACAAUCAGAGCAACAACGAAAACACACAGCAGCAGGGCCAGUUCGACAGAGAUCCGCUAAUCAGCUUCGAGGAUCAAAACUACCUAGAAACACCCUGCGACGGCUCCGUGGAGCCCCAGGUUUCUGGAAUCAGCCCGGCAAGAGCCUUUGGCAGCAUAGUGGGCGAUAGCCCGCAGGCCCCGAGCAGCGUUGAUUUUAGCUCGAUCCCUAAUCGAACCCCAGAGGCCGAGGAACAGCCCGUCAGGUCUCGUCGUAAUACACAGAGCCACAGAACGUCAUUUUCCGCCGUUGGCGACUUUCUGCCUUUGACAACAACAACGUCUUUGACGCCUUCCAUGAACUCCAUGUACCUGGCGCAGGCCUCCUUCUCCGCAAAUCAGUUCCGACUGCUGUUUGACCAGCCUCCUUCGCUGGUCCACAGACCCUCGUUCGACGUAUACCCCCGUGGCCGUGUCUCCAUUGAUAGCCAGGGCUCGAGCAUCAACCCGCCCUCACGGAAUCCUCGGUCGUUCUCGAGUUAUAUCCCAUUUAUGGGAGAGAGAGACAGAGACCGGAAACUGCCUGACUGGGGCCAACAACCGCAGAGCAGGCAUCUCAUAAGGAGCAUAUUCAAGUCGAACAACGAGCAGCAAGAGGAUGAUCCAGCACCGUUUUUGGCGGAUGUCCUUGUAAACCAGGAAGAAGAGGGCGAAAUGAAUGAUAACCCAGUCCCCACGAAGAAAGCCAGGAGGACCCGCAUGAAUUUGUUCAACAGAUUCAAGACCCAACGCAACCAGCCAUUUGAACCACAGCUGGAUCUUGUAAAACAUGAGACCAACAGCUCGGUGGCCUCCAGCGAAAGAGACGACAGCUCUCACCAGAACAGCGUGGCACAACCUUCGCUACAAAAUUCAGUCAAAACAGAAAAUUCGUCAAACCUGGGUAACGCACAAAUGUUCGAUUCAUAUCCACCUCCGGAGCCCGACUAUGCCUCGUUGUUUGAGAAUAUGGGCAAGAGACGGCUCGGAGGCAUGAAAAACAAGAAGACAACAGUGAAGCAGGAGCCUGAAUCAGGAGUCACCUCCUCUGUCUCCGCUACAGAAAAAUCCUCCUUAAACAACACCAAUCGCCUGAGUGCUGAGCAGUCUGGUGAUUCUCGCCUGGCAAAUGAUGUAUCUCUAUCACAGCAUUCUUCAAUUUCCGAGGAAACUGCUAUGGGAGGCUCGCUGUCAUUUGCCAAUGCAUCGAAACGUAUCCUAGGUCUGAGACUACUAAAGAAGAAAGCUCAACAGUCCAAAGCAGAGCAGCAGCAACAGGCUGACCUUGUUGAGAUUGAUCUUCAAUCGCUUGAUCUUCCCCCAGACACCGAAAUCAUACCCAAGAUCAAUCCAAAGGUCCGCACAAGAGGGCGUAAAGAGAAUAAAGCAGCCGACUUGGUUGACCUGUCGAAGAUCUUUGUGUGUACUUACUGUCUGAGAAGAUUUAAGAGGCAAGAGCAUUUGAAGAGGCACUUUAGGUCGCUUCAUACAUCAGAGAAGCCUUACGAAUGUCCGACAUGCCAGAAGAAAUUCAGUCGAACAGAUAAUCUCAACCAGCACAUCAAGGUGCAUAAGCAGGAGGAGGAAGAGGCGGCAGCUCGUGCCGCUGGAAUCAUAAAAGAGGAAGACACUGAGGUGUAG
Candidozyma duobushaemuli is the source of this 1983-nucleotide messenger RNA. It is a transcript of the gene MNL1, whose product is annotated as Mnl1p. The record is from RefSeq and is a predicted model, not a curated record. The transcript has a single exon. Lineage: Eukaryota; Fungi; Ascomycota; Pichiomycetes; Serinales; Metschnikowiaceae. Gene Ontology annotation, biological process: sexual reproduction. Bases 1 to 1983 code for a protein of 660 amino acids. Gene Ontology annotation, cellular component: Tec1p-Ste12p-Dig1p complex; Ste12p-Dig1p-Dig2p complex; nucleus. Gene Ontology annotation, molecular function: DNA-binding transcription factor activity.